Molecule: messenger RNA, 3910 nt
Organism: Leptomonas pyrrhocoris
Lineage: Eukaryota; Euglenozoa; Kinetoplastea; Trypanosomatida; Trypanosomatidae
Product: zinc-finger protein conserved
Exons: 1
Coding region: 272-3910 (1212 amino acids)
Cellular component (GO): cytoplasm
Source: RefSeq, a predicted model, not a curated record
GAAGCAAGACCACCAGAUGAACGUGGUGGAGAAAGCAAGAUCGUAGAAGUGUUCAAUCGAACGAAGAGCAUCAUAGAAGCAGUGUGCUCAGCGGCGCACGCAUAGAAAGCCUGGUGCAGACGUUCCUCAAAGCGCAACCACCAGCAACUAAAUAAAGCAUCGUUCCUCCUUUUCAUUCAAAACCCCCCGUGGAAACAAAGCACAAGUACAAAAGAAAAGCGAGCAGCGAGAAGCACUUCGUCGCCUAAAAAAAAAAAAUAGAUAUCUUGCGAUGCCGUUUACCUUUAAGCUGCACGAGCCACCGUGCGACGUGGCGUUUCUCUCCAUUGUCGACGGCGAGGCCCUGUACAACGCCGACAACGCUCGCACACGCGACGUGAAGGAGGCGACGAUCCGCCAAAUCGGCUGGCACCGCGUCGAACUGCCGCAGGAAUGGUUCCUCUCCCAGCGAGCCCGCGAAACCACCACGCACAUGCUGGAGGCGAUGCAGUGCACCCUGCAGUACCUGCGCUACCGCGGUAAAAGCGAAGAAAAGCGCAGCAUCAGACUAGCCGCCACCCUGCAGCGCUGCGAGGAGGAGCGCGCGGCCGCCUUUGAGGAGCUGAUCGAAUUGCGCGAGACGGUCGCCCUUUACAAGAAGAAGCUGCGAGAGAUGAGUCAGGGCACGAAGAGAGGGGCGCCCUCCCCAGUAACGCACUCCGAGGGGCUGCAGUGCGCUUUUUGCGAAAACUGCUACCCCAGUCGCCACGCCCUUGAGUCGCACUUCCGCAAGCGCCACAAGCGUUCUUCCGGGUAUGCCGCCAUGGCUGCAGCGGCGGCCGCCGUAGCACAGAAGCAGCAACAGCAAGAAGUCAAAGAUGAGGCGCUCACCCCACGCAGUCCGUCGAAUCUCCCUUUCAUGGGCCAGCGGAGUCCACCGCCUUCCGGAUCCACCACCAGUCCCCCAGGCGUGGAAAGCCGUGGUGAUCUCAGUCUGCGCGAGGAGCUGAGUGAGCUGCGCCUCAGCGUCGCGAAGCUGUUGACGCAGCAGGCGGAGUUCUAUCGCGGGAUGUCACCGUCGUGCAUGGCCGCCGUGCCGAUGCCAACUGCCACAGCACCAGGUGACGCCCCCGCAGUCACCAGAACGACUCCGGUCGCAACAGGGCCUCUCCCAGGUUUGCCUUCGAGCCCGCACGCAAGUAAGGAGGAGGAGAGCGCGCUGCUGCGGUGGCUCGCGCAGGAUGUGUCGGAGCGAAAGGAACGCCGUGGUGGGGCCGAGCCACACGCUGCACAACGCGGUACGGAGAACAACGCAACGGAAGGAAAUGAAGAGACGCCUUCUCGCCCGCCAGCGGACGUGACCGCACGUGUGCGGACGUAUCCAACGCUGGACCCUAGGAGCUUCCUGCACUCCAGCGGGAGCGACAGCGUGCUCGGCGGCGGCGGCGGGACCGGUGUCGGGGCGCGACGCGGGAGUACCAUGGACAGCUACGUGGAGGUGUCACCUAUGUCGCCAUCGCCCUCGCUGGCGCAGCACGCCAAUUCGCGUGAGAAGAAGAAAAACCGCACACGGAGGAAACAUGGCAAACCCGCUGCAGAAACUGCCGUUCUCGCUGCGGGAUUUACGGCGCUCGCACAAGGUGGCAGUGAGGGCAUUCACGGCAGCGUCGGUCUUCCGAGUGCGUUGCUCGAGAGGCAGAGACUUGCAGGGUUGCACGAAGCGCAUGGCGUAGCUUCCCUCCUUUCAUCCUCUGCCCAAGUCCUCAUCGUCUCAUCGGAGCACGGCUCGUUUAGCGGCGAAUCGACUGCCUCUAGCAGCAUCCGUCCUGCCCUUGACGCGACGCACACGCCUCCGGCGGGAAAUGGCAGUCCGCCGGCGCCUGUCUCACCGGAGAAUGCGAAGCUGCUGGCGUACGGCCCCGACACUGACAGCCCCAUGGUGCGGCUGCCGUCAUCGACGGACGCCCUGACGCGUGGGUCGUCGGAGCCGAACUCGCCGUCCGCCAACCGGUACGGCACGCCCUCGCCGCCAGAUAGCGGAGAGACGUCUCACAUUGCGAGCAUCGGUCUGUCGGCUGGUGGUCCGACGGGAACGUCUGCUGCUGGUGCGGCUGCUUCUGCGCAGUUCAAGACUCGUCCCGCUCCACAGGCAGUGAAGCCGCUCUCGCCGGUGUCAACGCAGCAGGGUGUCUCUAAUAUGAUGCUACUCAAGAAGACGUACGGGCCCGUGCCGUCGGUGCCCAUCUUGCGAGUUCCCUCCAGCUCCAGCUCCAGCUCCAGCUCCCUCCCCUCUACCGACGAGCGCGAAACAAACCUCGCUUUGCCGUCUCCGCAAGGUGGAAGCGGCAUCGUUUCUGCUGUGAGUGCCGGUCGCACAGGGGGCGUCGUACGCACUGACACCACCACACCGCGACGUCGCGUGCCGGACACGUCCUCGCCUCACCCGGGAGUGCAGAGCCCCACGCAGACACCUCGUUUUGGCAGCACACCGCCCACGACGCGUGUGGCGCCGAUUCCGGCGCUCAAUCUCAGUGCGGUCAGUGUGCACAGCAGCACUGACCAACCGCGGCGCUCCGACUCGCCGUCUGUCAGCCGUGCCAGUCAUCGACACGGUGACGCGGCGGAACGGCAAGCGCAGCGUGCGAGCGCGACGGAUGCCGUCGUGCAGGCAUCCUUGAACUCGUCCACUGGCGCGCUGCAAGCCGGCUUUACGCCGGCAACACAGGCGCCAACGCAGAAGGCUAUUCCUGUGGUGCACCUCGUACCGGCGACAUCGCUCGAGUCGGACGAGCUUGGAAAGCACGCGAAUGGAGAUGAGAAAAGUGACAGCAGCGGUGACGCUUCGGUGUCGUCGUUUUCCAAGGUGCCUGCUGGUACGCAACCCGAACGCGUGCGGUCUGACGCUGGACAGUCCGUAAUGCAGACGCGGCGACGGCAGAGUGCGGAGGAAGUGCUCAGAGCAUCGGACGCCUCGUACUCCGUGGAUGCGCAGCUUUAUGCCCCGUCUGAUGCAGAGCAAGAGGAAGAAGACGCACUGGACGCUGAUCAGCACGAGGCGUACAUAGACAAUGCCAGUGAUCAUCUCCCCGAGGACAUCACUGUCGAUCCACUCGGCAGCGUGUUGUCGCAGGAUGUGGACGUCGAUGGAGACGAUCAGGUGGACCGUGAUCCCAUCAUGGAAGACGUACUGACGAACGACCUCGUGCCAGCUGAGCCACUUGGCCCUUUGUUCGGCACCUACCCAGCCCCCAUGCGUCGGCAGGUGGCGGACACCGCUUCGGACGGCAGUGAGGAGGAGGAUGUGGUCGAUGCGGGUGGUGACGUGCGCUCUGCCGAAGACGCCUCUGCGCUGCAUUCGAGCGACGCAGAACACCGCAACCCCCAACACGCCGUAGAGUCCGGCAGUGGCGGCAGCAGUGAGGAAGUGGCGAAAAACGCAGCGGACAAGGCGGAGAGCGCCUCGGGUGACUAUUCUUAUUAUACCGACUCCUACGACGACGAUGAGGGGAGCAAGGAGUCCGAGGAGGGAGAGUGGGAAGCGAAGAACAGCAGCGGUGGAAAGCUCGACAUGGAGAGCAGCAAGUUCUCGUUGGGCACGCCGGUUGUGGCGCCGCCGAUGGCGGUGAGUCCAACGGUGGCGUCCAGCCGAGGAGGCGACCGCUUUUACUCCCCCGCACAAGCAGAAGCGCACGUGGAGAAGAAGCCGCACAAGCGGGGUAAGGAGACGGCAGCCGCGACCCCCGGCCGGGAAAGCGGUCGACGCUCGUCGUCCGAGCUGCUGCGUGGCUCGAGCACCGAGAUGACCCGCAGCGAGGAGCUGGCCUCGGUGCCUCCUGCGCGCAGCACAUCAUUUCAAUCCAACGUGUCACACACCGUGAAGAAGGCGGGUGGCGUCUUUAAGAAUCUCUUCACGAAGAAAAAGAAGAGGUAA